UCCCCGCGCGCCGGGUCGGAGCCGGUGCGGGAGCGGAGCCGCGCGAAGCCGGCAGGAGCACGCGGGAGCGCGGCCCCGCAGUGGCCCGGCCCGAGAGAGCAGCGCGCAGGAGCCGGAGCGGCGCCACGGCCCCCACCCCAGCGCGGACCUCGCCCGGAACUCGGACCCCGUCCUCGAAGCGUGAUCUCUCCCGCCUCGCACGCCCUGGCCGCCGGGCCGCGGGCAUGGACGGCGUCCGCUCGCCCUAGAUGGACGGCGAUGGCGGCCGCCGAGACGCCCCCGGCACGCUGAUGGAGCCCGGGCGCGGCGCGGGGCCCGCGGGCAUGGCGGAGCCUCGGGCGAAGGCGGCGCGGCCGGGGCCCCAGCGCUUCCUGCGGCGCAGCGUGGUAGAGUCGGACCAGGAGGAGCCGCCGGGCUUGGAGGCAGCCGAGGCGCCGGGCCCGCAGCCCCCGCAGCCCCUGCAGCGCCGGGUGCUUCUGCUCUGCAAGACGCGCCGCCUCAUCGCGGAGCGCGCCCGCGGACGCCCCGCCGCCCCCGCGCCCGCAGCGCCGGUAGCGCAGCCGGGAGCCCCCGGAGCCCCCGCGGACGCCGGCCCCGAGCCCGUGGGCACUCAGGAGCCCGGCCCGGACCCCAUCGUAGCCGCUGUCGAAACCGCGCCUGCCCCCGACGGCGGCCCCAGGGAGGAGGCGGCGGCGACCGUGAGGAAGGAGGAUGAGGGGGCGGCCGAGGCGAAGCCUGAGCCCGGGCGCACACGCCGGGACGAGCCCGAAGAGGAGGAGGACGACGAGGACGACCUCAAGGCCGUGGCCACCUCUCUGGACGGCCGCUUCCUCAAGUUCGACAUCGAGCUGGGCCGCGGUUCCUUCAAGACGGUCUACAAGGGGCUGGACACGGAGACCUGGGUGGAGGUGGCCUGGUGUGAGCUGCAGGACCGGAAGCUCACCAAGCUGGAGCGGCAGCGGUUCAAGGAAGAGGCUGAGAUGCUGAAAGGCCUGCAGCACCCCAACAUCGUGCGCUUCUACGACUUCUGGGAGUCUAGCGCCAAGGGCAAGCGGUGCAUUGUGCUGGUGACGGAGCUGAUGACCUCAGGGACGCUGAAGACGUACCUGAAGCGGUUCAAGGUGAUGAAGCCCAAGGUUCUCCGCAGCUGGUGCCGGCAGAUCCUGAAGGGCCUGCUGUUCCUGCACACAAGGACGCCACCCAUCAUCCACCGAGACCUGAAAUGUGACAAUAUUUUUAUCACCGGACCAACUGGGUCUGUGAAGAUUGGUGACUUGGGCCUGGCCACUCUGAAAAGGGCGUCAUUUGCCAAAAGUGUGAUAGGUACUCCCGAGUUCAUGGCGCCCGAGAUGUACGAGGAGCACUACGAUGAGUCCGUGGACGUCUAUGCCUUUGGGAUGUGCAUGCUGGAGAUGGCCACCUCGGAGUACCCCUACUCGGAGUGCCAGAACGCGGCCCAGAUCUACCGCAAGGUCACCUGUGGUAUCAAGCCGGCCAGCUUUGAGAAAGUGCAUGAUCCUGAAAUCAAGGAGAUUAUUGGGGAGUGUAUCUGCAAAAACAAGGAGGAAAGGUACGAGAUCAAAGACCUGCUGAGCCACGCCUUCUUCGCAGAGGACACAGGCGUGAGGGUGGAGCUCGCGGAGGAGGACCACGGCAGGAAGUCCACCAUCGCCCUGAGGCUCUGGGUGGAAGACCCCAAGAAACUGAAGGGAAAGCCCAAGGACAAUGGAGCCAUAGAGUUCACCUUCGACCUGGAGAAGGAGACGCCGGAUGAGGUGGCCCAAGAGAUGAUUGAGUCUGGAUUCUUCCACGAGAGUGACGUCAAGAUCGUGGCCAAGUCCAUCCGUGACCGCGUGGCCUUGAUCCAGUGGCGGCGGGAGAGGAUCUGGCCUGCGCUGCAGCCCAAGGAGCAGCAGGAUGUGGGCAGCCCGGACAAGGCCAGGGGUCCGCCGGUGCCCCUGCAGGUCCAGGUGACCUACCAUGCACAGGCUGGGCAGCCCGGGCCACCAGAGCCCGAGGAGCCGGAGGCCGACCAGCACCUCCUGCCACCUACGUUGCCGACCAGCGCCACCUCCCUGGCCUCGGACAGCACCUUCGACAGCGGCCAGGGCUCUACCGUGUACUCGGACUCGCAGAGCAGCCAGCAGAGCGUGGUGCUUGGCUCCCUUGCCGACGCAGCGCCGCCCCCGGCCCAGUGUGUGUGCAGCCCCCCUGUGAGCGAGGGGCCCGUCCUGCCGCAGAGCCUGCCCUCGCUGGGGGCCUACCAGCAGCCCACAGCUGCACCUGGCUUGCCGGUGGGCUCUGUCCCGGCCCCCGCCUGCCCUCCGUCCCUCCAGCAGCACUUCCCGGAUCCGGCCAUGAGCUUCGCCCCCGUGCUGCCGCCGCCCAGCACCCCCGUGCCCACGGGCCCAGGCCAGCCAGCACCCCCCGGCCAGCAGCCUCCUCCGCUGGCCCAGCCGACACCCCUGCCGCAGGUCCUGGCCCCACAGCCCGUGGGCCCCCUCCAGCCGGUUCCCCCCCACCUGCCACCGUACCUGGCUCCAGCCUCCCAGGUGGGGGCCCCCGCUCAGCUGAAGCCCCUCCAGAUGCCACAGGCGCCCCUGCAGCCGCUUGCUCAAGUCCCUCCGCAGAUGCCCCCGAUUCCUGUUGUGCCCCCCAUCACGCCCCUGGCAGGAAUCGACGGCCUCCCUCCGGCCCUCCCAGACCUGCCGACCGCGACCGUGCCUCCCGUGCCACCACCUCAGUAUUUCUCUCCAGCCGUGAUCUUGCCGAGCCUCGCUGCCCCACUCCCCCCUGCGUCCCCAGCCUUGCCUCUGCAGGCUGUGAAGCUGCCCCACCCCCCUGGGGCGCCCCUGGCCAUGCCCUGCCGGACCAUUGUGCCAAAUGCACCGGCCCCUAUCCCCCUGCUGGCCGUAGCCCCACCGGGCGUGGCUGCCCUGUCCAUUCAUUCUGCCGUGGCCCAGCUCCCAGCCCAACCUGUGUACCCAGCGGCCUUCCCACAGAUGGCGCCUACCGACGUCCCUCCUUCCCCCCACCACAAGGUGCAGAAUAUGAGGGCCACCCCUCCACAGCCGGCACUGCCUCCGCAACCCACACUGCCCCCACAACCCAUGCUGCCCCCGCAACCCACGCUGCCCCCGCAACCCGUGUUGCCCCCGCAACCCACACGGCCCCCUCAACCCGUGUUGCCCCCACAACCCAUGCUGCCCCCACAACCUGUGCUGCCCCCGCAGCCGGCACUGCCUGUGCGCCCUGAGCCCCUCCAGCCCCACCUUCCUGAACAAGCUGCUCCAGCUGCUGCACCAGGGAGCCAGAUUCUGCUUGGCCACCCAGCUCCCUAUGCUGUGGACGUCGCCGCUCAGGUCUCCACCGUGCCUGUGCCACCGGCUGCGGUCCUCUCCCCGCCUCUGCCGGAAGUGCUGCUGCCUGCCGCCCCUGAGCUCCUGCCUCAGUUCCCCAGCUCCCUGGCCACGGUGUCCGCCUCUGUGCAGAGUGUGCCCACCCAGACUGCCACACUUCUGCCACCAGCAAACCCGUCGCUGCCUGGCGGGCCCGGGAUCGCCAGCCCUUGCCCAACUGUCCAGCUGACGGUGGAACCAGUCCAAGAGGAGCAGGCCUCACAGGACAAGCCGCCCGGCCUCCCGCAGAGCUGUGAGAGCUAUGGAGGUUCUGAUGUCACUUCUGGAAAAGAGCUGAGUGACAGCUGUGAAGGCGCCUUUGGAGGGGGCAGGCUGGAGGGCAGGGCAGCCCGAAAACACCACCGCAGGUCCACGCGUGCGCGCUCCCGGCAGGAGAGGGCCAGCCGGCCCCGGCUUACCAUCUUGAACGUGUGCAACACUGGGGACAAGAUGGUGGAGUGCCAGCUGGAGACGCACAACCACAAGAUGGUGACCUUCAAGUUCGACUUGGACGGGGACGCACCCGAUGAAAUUGCCACGUAUAUGGUGGAGCAUGACUUUAUCCUGCAGGCCGAGCGGGAAACGUUCAUCGAGCAGAUGAAGGAUGUCAUGGACAAGGCAGAGGACAUGCUCAGUGAGGACACAGACGCCGACCGUGGCUCCGACCCAGGGACCAGCCCGCCACACCUCAGCACCUGCGGCCUGGGCGCCGGGGAGGAGAGCCGACAAUCCCAAGCCAACGCCCCCGUGUAUCAGCAGAAUGUCCUGCACACCGGGAAGAGGUGGUUCAUCAUCUGUCCGGUGGCUGAGCACCCCGCCCCUGAGGCCCCUGAAUCUUCGCCCCCACUUCCUCUAAGCUCCCUGCCGCCAGAAGCCAGCCAAGAUUCAGCGCCCUAUAAAGACCAGCUGUCCUUGAAGGAACAAGCCGGCUUUCUAGCCGGUCAGCAGCUCCUGAGCCAGGCGGGCCCCAGCAACCCUCCUGGGGCACCCCCAGCCCCUUUGGCCCCCUCCUCCCCUCCUGUGACUGCUCUGCCCCAAGAUGGAGCAGCUCCAGCCACCAGCACCAUGCCAGAGCCAGCGUCAGGAACUGCCAUCCAGGCAGGGGGUCCAGGGACACCUCAGGGGCUGACCAGUGAGCUCGAGACGUCUCAGCCACUAGCGGAGACUCACGAGGCCCCGCUUGCUGUGCAGCCCCUCGUGGUGGGCCUAGCACCUUGCACUCCAGCUCCAGAGGCUGCCUCAACCAGGGACGCCAGUGCCCCAAGGGAGCCCCUGCCACCUCCUGUGCCUGAGCCCAGCCCCCACAGCGGGACCCCACAGCCCGCCUUGGGUCAGCCUGCUCCCCUGCUUCCUGCCGCAGUGGGGGCCGUCAGCCUGGCCACCUCCCAGCUCCCAAGCCCACCCCUGGGGCCCACUGUCCCCCCACAGCCACCCUCAGCCCUGGAGUCGGAUGGGGAAGGGCCGCCCCCCAGGGUGGGCUUUGUGGACAGCACCAUCAAGAGCCUGGACGAGAAGCUGCGGACUCUGCUCUACCAGGAGCACGUGCCCACCUCCUCAGCCUCAGCUGGGACCCCUGUGGAGGUGGGCGACAGAGACUUCACCCUGGAGCCCCUGAGAGGGGACCAGCCCCGCUCAGAGGUCUGCGGGGGGGACCUGGCCCUGCCCCCAGUGCCUAAGGAGGCGGUCUCAGGGCGUGCCCAGCUGCCCCAGCCCUUGGUGGAGAAGUCAGAACUAGCCCCCACUCGAGGGGCCGUGAUGGAGCAGGGCAUGUCUUCGUCAAUGACAGCAGAGUCGUCUCCCAGGAGUAUGCUGGGCUAUGACAGAGAUGGAAGGCAGGUGGCCUCAGACUCCCAUGUGGUCCCCAGCAUCCCCCAGGAUGUACCUGCUUUUGUGAGACCUGCACGUGUGGAGCCCACAGACAGGGAUGGUGGAGUCUCUGGAGAAAGCUCAGCAGAGCCCCCGCCGAGUGACACGGGCAUUUCCACAGUGGGGGGCCAGGCUAGCCACCCCCAGACACUCGGCGCUCGAGCUUCGGGGUCCCCUCGGAAACGUCCAGAGCAGCAGGAUGUCAGCUCACCAGCCAAGACUGUGGGCCGUUUCUCGGUGGUCAGCACUCAGGACGAGUGGACCCUGGCCUCCCCCCACAGCCUGAGAUACUCUGCCCCACCCGACGUCUACCUGGACGAGGCCCCCUCCAGCCCCGACGUGAAGCUGGCAGUGCGGCGGGCGCAGACGGCCUCCUCCAUCGAGGUCGGCGUGGGCGAGCCCGUGUCCAGCGACUCUGGGGACGAGGGCCCUCGGGUGAGACCCCCGGUGCAGAAGCAGGCGUCCCUGCCCGUGAGUGGCAGCGUGGCUGGCGACUUCGUGAAGAAGGCCACCGCCUUCCUGCAGAGGCCUUCUCGGGCCGGCUCGUUGGGCCCCGAGACACCCAGCAGGGUGGGCAUGAAGGUCCCCACGAUCAGCGUGACCUCCUUCCAUUCCCAGUCGUCCUACAUCAGCAGCGACAAUGAUUCGGAGCUUGAGGAUGCUGACAUAAAGAAGGAGCUGCAGAGUCUGCGGGAGAAGCACCUGAAGGAGAUCUCGGAGCUGCAGAGCCAGCAGAAGCAGGAGAUCGAAGCUCUGUACCGCCGCCUGGGCAAGCCACUGCCCCCCAACGUGGGCUUCUUCCACACGGCACCCCCCACUGGCCGCCGGAGAAAAACCAGCAAGAGCAAGCUGAAGGCGGGCAAGCUGCUAAAUCCCCUGGUGCGGCAGCUCAAGGUCGUGGCCUCCAGCACAGGUCACUUGGCUGACUCCAGCAGAGGCCCUCCCGCUAAGGACCCUGCCCAAGCCAGUGUGGGGCUCACUGCAGACAGCACGGGCCUGAGCGGGAAGGCAGUGCAGACCCAGCAGCCCUGCUCCGUCCGGGCCUCCCUGUCUUCGGACAUCUGCUCCGGCUUAGCCAGUGAUGGAGGCGGAGCGCGUGGCCAAGGCUGGACGGUUUACCACCCAACGUCUGAGAGAGUGACCUAUAAGUCUAGUAGCAAACCUCGUGCUCGAUUCCUCAGUGGACCCGUAUCUGUGUCCAUCUGGUCUGCCCUGAAGCGUCUCUGCCUAGGCAAAGAACACAGCAGUAGGUCCUCCACCAGCAGCCUGGCCCCAGGCCCUGAGCCAGGCCCCCAGCCCGCCCUGCACGUCCAGGCGCAGGUGAACAACAGCAACAACAAGAAGGGUACCUUCACGGACGACCUGCACAAGCUGGUGGACGAGUGGACGAGCAAGACGGUGGGGGCCGCGCAGCUGAAGCCCACGCUCAACCAGCUGAAGCAGACCCAGAAGCUGCAAGACAUGGAGGCCCAGGCAGGCUGGGCUGCCCCUGGCGAGGCACGGGCUCCCCAAGAACUAGGCUUCUCCACUUUACAGAUUGGGAGGUGAGCGACGCACCCACAGCUCCGCAGCUGGCAGGUGGAAAGGACAGGCCAGGCCAGGCCGGGGCUGUGACUCCACAGCUCAGAUACAGCAGCAGCCCCAGCCUGGGCAGCCCAAGCCCCGCACUCAGAGCAGGUAGCCCUGGUCUUGGCAGACAGGCCCACCUCUGCCUGAGUUCUGUUUGUGCCCAGGCUGGAGACCAGGGCAGGUGUGCAUGUCACCCAAGUGACACCAGCGUCGGGCCGUAGCUCACACGCACCUGAGCCAAUGUGGGGCGGAAGUGAGGACCUGCUGUCCUAGGUUUUCACACCUAACUUGUUUGAUGUCAGCGCGAGUUGGAGAAGCAUCUGCUGUUUUUCAGCUUUCUGGAGGGGUUUGUGGAAGACUGGUGUUAUUUCUAUCUCAAAUAUUUAGUAAAGGUCAUUUGUGAAUCCAUCUGGGCUGGAGUUUUGUUUUUGUAUUUUUUAGCGUGGGAUACUUUCCUCUAUGAUCUUUUACCUUAAAAUUUUUCAAACACACAGAAGAGUGAACAUCCAUAGGACCCACUACGUACACUCUAAUUGACAUUUUUGCUGUAUUUAUCACACACCUGUUCAUUCCUUGAGGGUACAGUUGUUACUAUGGAUUCAAUUUCUUCUACACUUUUAACACCAUUUGGAUUUUCUGUUUUGUUUUGUUAAAUUCUGCCUUUCUGGCAAUUGGUAUCUCUCCUCUAAAUUUAUCUAAAAUUUUAAAUUAAUUGCCAUAAAAGUAUCCAUAAUAGCUAUUAUUUUUUCCAUUUGCAGGAUUUACAGUGAUGUCCUGAUUUCAUUCCUGAUGUUGGUGAUUUCUGCCUCCUCUCUCUCUGCCUCUCCUUCGCUCUUUCUCUCUCUUUAUGCAAUCUCCUUAGGGGUGUACAUUUUAUUAGCCUAUUCAAAGAACACAUUUUGUGUUUGAUAGUCUUUAUUGUAUGUUUCAUUAAUUUAUUUUCUUAUUUCUUGCCUUCUAUCUUUGGGUGAAUUUUGUUGUUCUGGAAAGUUUCUUAUGAUAUGUUCAUUGAUUUCUAGCCUUUCCGUUGUAAUGUAGGCAUUCAAGGCUAUAAAGUGCCCACUAAUGGUUUUAGCUGCAUCCCAAAAGUAUGUGCAGCAUUUUCAUUAACCUUUGUUUGAAAAUAUUUUAUAAUUUCUGUUGCUAUUUGAAGUAAGUGUGGUUGUUAGUUUUCAGAUGACCUUUUGUCAGUGUGUUUUCGUGUGGCUGCACUGUGGUAGGAGAGCAGACUUAGUGCUUGCGGUUUGUGGAGAUCUUCCAGGACUGGCUCUUGACCUGGCUGUCAGUCUUUGUUGCUGUUCCAAUGAUGCUGGAGCUGAAUCUGUUCCCUUCUCUCCACAUCCACACUCCCAAGCUCAGCCACUGUGACUUCUGUUCUGAACAACUGCAGGGUCCUCUUGACAGGUACACCUCCGCCAGUCUGAGUCCUCAAAUUUAUUCUCAGUGGAACCCCAUUAUUCUAGGACAAAGUCAGGACUCCUGAACAUGGUCCCACAGCUCUGCGAGGCUGCACCCGGAGCCUGGGCAGGCUCAUCUCUGCUGCCUGGGCUCCAGCUAUAUCAGCGUUCAGGAUUAGCAGUGCUAACUGUUGUUCAGAUGUUCUGGAUUCUUUUUAAGUGUUAAGGGUUUUUUUUAACUUUUAUUUUUGUCAUGGCAAAAAAAAAAUAUAUAUAUAUAUAAAACACAAAAUUUACAAUUUUACACAUUUUCAAGCGUACAGUUCAGUGGCAUGAAGUACAUUCAGAGCAUUGUGUAACCAUCACCAUCCAUCCACUGAACCUUUUCAUCUUCCCCAGGGAAACUCUAUCCCCAUUAAACACUAGUUCCUCAGCCCCCUCUCUGGCACCUCUGGUUUCCCAGGCCCUGGUAGCCUCUAUCCUUCUUUCUGUCUCUACGACUUUGACUACUCCAAGUACCUCAUAGAAAUGGAAUCAUACAGUAUGUGCCCUUUGGUGAAUGGUUUAUUUCAUUUGAUACAAUGUUUUCAAGGUGCAUCCAUGUUGUAGUAUGUAUCAGAACUUUUUAAAAUCAGCCAGGCGUGGUUGCACAUGCCUGUGGUCCCAGCCACCCGGGAGGCUGAGGUGGGAGGAUCGCUGGAGCCCAGGAGUUGGAGGCUGCAGUGAACUAUGAUCGUACCACUGUACUCCAGCCUGGGUGACAGAGCAAGAUCCUGUCUCAAAAAUAAAUAAAUUCAGAAUACUGUGCAGCCACCACCACUGUUCAUCUCCAUCUCUUUUUAUUGUGUGAAACUCUGUACCCAUUAAACAAUAACUCCCUAUUGUCCCUCCCCCAGCCCCUGGGAACUUCCAUUCUGCUUCUGGUCUCUCUGACUUUGAAUCCUCUAUGUACCUCAUAGAGUGGAAUCACACGGUAUCUGUCUUUUUCCACUGGCUUAUUCUACUUAGCAAAAUGUCCUCCAAGGGCACCCUUGAUGACAUCCAUGUCGUAGCAUGUCCAAAUUUCCUUUCCUUUGAAGGCUGAGUGAUAGUUCAUUGUAUCUGGUACCACAUCCAUUCUCAGGGGAAUCCUGUUACGGGAUUGUCUGUCAGUUCUGUCAGUGGACGCUUGGGUGGCUUCCAUCUUUUAGCUGUUAUUAAUCUGCUGUGAACAUAGGUGUACAAGCAUCCCUUCAAGACCCUGCUUUUAUCCUUUUGGGUAUAAACCCAGAAGUGGAAUUGCUAGAUCAUAUGGUAAUUGUAUGAUAGUUUUUCGAGGAACUAUUUUCAAUAACAGCUAUACCAUUUGACAUUUCCACUAACAGUGCACAAAGGUUCCAGUUUUUCCACGUCUGUGCCAACAGAAGAUUUCCUUUCUGGGUUUUUUUGUUUGUGUGUGUGUGUGUGUGUGUGUAUGUGUGUGUGUGCGUGUGUGUGUUUUGAGACGGAGUUUUGCUCUUUUGCCCAGGCUGGAGUGCAAUGACACGAUCUUGGCUCACUGUAACCUCUACCCUCUAGGUUCAAGCAAUUCUGCCCCCCGAGUAGCUGGGAUUACAGGCGUCUGCCACCACGGCCAGCUAAUUUUUGUAUUUUUAGUAGAGACGGGGUUUCACCAUGUUGGUCAGGCUGAUCUCGAACUCCUGACCUCAAGUGAUCCACCCGCCUCGGCCUCCCAAAGUGCUGGGAUUACAGGCGUGAGCCACCGUGCACCACCGCAUUCAGCCAUCCUUUCUGGUUUUUGAUGGUAGCCAUCCUCUCAGGUGUGAAGUGGUAUCUUGUGGUUUUGCUUUACAUUUUCCUAAUUGAGUAGUGAUAUUGAGCAGCUUUUCAUGUGCUUACUGGCUGUUUCUAUGUCUUCCUUGAAGAAGUAUUUAUUGAAGUCUUCUGCCAAUGUUUGAAUCAGCUCGUUUUUUUCAUUGUUGAGUUUUAGGAAUUUUCUGCAUAAUCCAGAUAUUAAUCCCUUAUCAGAUAUAUGAUCUGUUGAUAGUGCCUUUGGAUGCACAAAAGUUUUAAAAUUUGUCUUGUUUUUCAUUUGUUGCCUGUGCCUUUAGUGAAAUAUCCAAGAAAUCACUGCCAAAUCCAGUGUUGUGAAACCUUUUCCUUAAGUUUCCUACUAAGAGUUUUCUGGUUUUUGCUUUGACAUUUAGAACUUUGGUCCAUUUAGAGUUGAUUUUUUUUUCUUUCUUCCUGAGAUUGUGUCUCACUCUGUCGCCAGGCUGCAGUGCAGUGGCAUGAUCUCAGCUCACCGCAACCUCUGCCUCCCGGGUUCAAGCAAUUCUCCUGCCUCAGCCUCCCAAGUGGCUGGGACUACAGGCUUGCACCACCAUGCCCAGCUAAUUAUUUUAUUUUAUUUUUAGUAGAGACGAGAUUUCACCAUGUUGGCCAGGAUGGUCUCGAUCCCUUGACCUCAUGAUCCGCCCGCCUCGGCCUCCCAAAGUGCUGGGAUAGAGUUGAUUUUUGUGAGGCAAGGCAGGGCUCCACCUUCUUUUUCUGGUAUGUACAUAUCCAGUUUUCCCAGUUGACGUUGUUGAAAACUGCUUUCCCCUUUGAAUGGUCUUGGCCCCCUUGUGGAGAGUCACUGCAGCAUAAGAGUUAGCCUUCAUCUCUGGGCUCUCCUCUCUUGUGAUUCCCUUAAUGUUUUACUCAUCCACUUCAUGGUGGACCACCCUCUGGCUCUGUCCACUCUGCCACUUUUUUCCUCUGCUCCUCACAGGAUCAUUUCCAUUGUAAGUGUCUCCAGCUUGCUGAUUCUUUAUUCUGCCUGCUCAGAUCUGCCGGUGAACCCCUCUAGUGAAUUUGUAAGAGUCAGUUAUUAUUUUCAGCUCUUCUAGUUCCAUUUGAUCCCCUUCAUAAUUCCUGUCUGUUGAGAUCCUCAUUGUGUUCCUCUGUGAUUUUCCUGACUUCCUGUAGUUCUGUGUCCAUGGCUUCCUUCAGUUCUUCGAGCACAUUUAAGACAGUCGGUUUAAAGCCUUUGUUUACUAAGUCCAAUGUCUAGGCUUCCUUGGGCAUGUUUUUGUCAGUUAAAUAUUUUCCUUUGAAUGAAUCAUACCUUCCUGUUUUAUUUGCUUUAGAUUUUAGGUCACUAAAUUUUUCUUUGUGUCUAAACUGCUGUUAAACCUAUCCAUUCAGUUUUUAAUUUGGGUUAUUGUGUUUUUCAGUUGAAUUUUUUUUUUAACCAUAUCUCCUGUAUCUUAAAAAAAAGUUUCUGACUCUUUACCAAAAUUCUCUAUCUUGUAUCUCCUUCACAUAAUAUUUUUUAGUUUUUGUUUGCUCUUUGUCCUAGUUUUUCUUUAUAUUGCCUUGUCUUUUCUUGUGACUUUUUAAAUAUUCUGUGUAGGACAUUGUAGUUGAAAUUGUAUUUGCAAAAAGAAUUUGAGGUCUAGUAGUAGGUUUCUCAUUAUUGUUUAAUUUGCCUUAGAGCACCUUUUCAUAUUCUUAUCAGCCGUCCUUUAAAAAGUGCCUGGUCAAGGAUAGUGACCAUUUUUAUUAUUGAUUUGUGGGAGUUCAUCAUAUAUCUUUUGUCAUAUACAAGGGGGCUUCCAAAAGUUCACAGAAAAAUGGAAUUAAAAGAUAAAAAUAAGAAAUAUAUGGCUGGCCAUGGUAGCUCACACCUGUAAUCCCAGCACUUAGGGAGGCUGAGGCAGGUGGAUUGAUUGAGUCCAGGAGUUCAAGACCAGCCUUUGCAAUAUGGCAAAACCUCAUCUCUACAAAAAAUACAAAAAUUAGCUGGGCUGCUGGGUGCAGUGGCUCACGCUUGUAAUCCCAGCACUUUGGGAGGCCGAGGCGGGUGGAUCACCUGAGGUCAGGAGUUCAAGACUAGCCUGGCCAACAUGGUGAAACCCUGUCUCUACUAAAAGUACAAAAAAAAAAAAAAAAAAAUUAGCCCAGCAUGGUGGUGGGCUUCUGUAAUCCCAGCUACUCAGGAGGCUGAGGCAGGAGAAUUGCUUGAACCUGGGAGGCAGAGGUUGCAGUGAGCCGAGAUUGUGCCAUUGCACUCCAGCUUGGGUGACAAGAGCAAAAGUCCGUCUCAAAUAAAAAUAAAAAACCAGCUGGGCAUGGUGGUGCAUACCUAUAGUUACAGCUACUAAGGAGGCUGAGGUGAGAGGAUCGCUUGAGCCCAGGAGGUCAAGGCUGCAGUGAGCCGAGAUAGUGCCACUGCACUCCAGCCUGGGCGACAGAGCAAGACCCUGUCUGAAAAAAAAAAAAAAAAAAAAACAGCUGGGCAUGGUGGUGCAUACCUAUAGUUAUAGCUACUAAAGAAGAAAUACAAGCUUUUUUCUUAACACAAGCGCCAUCAAGUUCAAGAUACUUUUACAAGCAAUGAUGCCAGCCAUUUAUAAGCAAUGAUGCCAGCCAUUUAGUCCCUCCCUAAAGACCUAAUGGUCCUGGGAAUUUAACAUGGCCAUGGAGUCUUUUUUACAUUAUUAAUUGACAAAAAAUGGGUGCCCUUUACAGAUGUUUCAAAAUUAGGAAGCAAAAAGAAGUCAGAGGGAGCCAAAUCAGGACUGUAGGGUAGAUGCCUGAUGAUUUCCCAUAGAAACUCUUGCAAAAUCACCCUUCUUUGGUGAGAGGAAUGAGCAGGAGCAUUGUCGUGAUGGAGAUGGACUCUCUGGGGAAGCUUUCCCGGGGGGGUUUUGCUGAAGCUUUGGCUAACAUUCCCUAAACAUUCGCAUACUAAGCAGAUGUACAUUCCUUGUUACCCCUCCAGAAAGUCAGCAAGCAGAAUGCCUUAAGCAUCCCAAAAGCUGUUGCCACAAUCUGCUCUUGACUGGCCCACUUUUGCUCUGAUGGGACCACUUCCAGCCCUCAGCACCAUUGCCUUGACUGCACUUGGUCUUCAGGACCAUACUGGGAAAGCCACGUUUCAUGUCGCUAUAGUUCAAAGAGAGCUUCAGGAUCUCCAUCCCACUUGUUCAAAGUUACCACUGACAGCUCUGCUCUUCUCUGCGCCCGAUGUGGGCGCAAUGGGUUUGGCACCCAUUGAGUGGAAAGUCUGCUCAACUUUCAUUUUUCUGUCAGAAUUGUGUAAGCUCAACCUACUGAGAUGUCAGUGGUGUUGGCCACUAUUUCUGCUGUUAACCACCCGUCCUCUGCACUUACGGCUCAGACCAGAUGAGUGUUUUCCUCACAAAGUGAUGCGGAUGGCCUGCCGCUGUGGGCUCCGUCUUCAGCGUGGUCUCAUCCCUUCUUGAAACAAGUCAACCAUUUGUAAACUGCUAUUUUCUUUGGGGACAUGGACCCUGUAAACUUUUCAGAAAGCAUCAGUGAUCUCACCAUUCUUCCACCCAAGCUUCACCAUACAUGUGAUGUUGGUUCUUGCUUGGCAGAAUUCACGUUAUUGUGAUAGGGGCUCUUUUCAAACUGAAGUCUUCUCCUUCUUAGUGCCUCAGACUACCUCCUCUUCAGACAUGCUGCAAUAAGUUAGUAUAAGUUUAUUUGGGUGCAAAGAUUUUUUUUGAAAGUCAUGCAUAGUUUUUUCAUGAUAUGUAUUUUCCAUGAACUUUUUGAAGACCCCUUGUGUGUGUGUGUGUGUGUGUAUAUACAUAUAUAUACAUAUAUACACAUAUAUACAUAUAUAUACACAUAUAUAUACAUAUAUACACAUAUAUAUACAUAUAUAUACACAUAUACAUAUAUACACAUAUACAUAUAUACAUAUAUACACAUAUACACAUAGAUACACAUAUACAUAUAUACAUACAUAUAUACACAUAUAUAUACAUAUAUACACAUAUAUACAUAUAUACAUACAUAUAUACAUAUAUACACAUAUAUACAUAUAUACAUACAUAUAUACAUAUAUACACAUAUAUACAUAUAUACACAUAUACAUAUAUACAUAUAUACAUACACAUAUACAUAUAUACAAUACACAUAUACAUAUAUACA
Gorilla gorilla gorilla (western lowland gorilla) is the source of this 14158-nucleotide messenger RNA. RefSeq names its product WNK lysine deficient protein kinase 2 (gene WNK2). Lineage: Eukaryota; Metazoa; Chordata; Mammalia; Primates; Hominidae. The record is from RefSeq and is a predicted model, not a curated record. The transcript has 29 exons. The coding region runs from base 249 to 6812 and encodes 2187 amino acids. Gene Ontology annotation, molecular function: ATP binding; protein serine/threonine kinase activity. Gene Ontology annotation, biological process: protein phosphorylation.